Molecule: messenger RNA, 840 nt
Organism: Dentiscutata heterogama
Lineage: Eukaryota; Fungi; Glomeromycota; Glomeromycetes; Diversisporales; Gigasporaceae
Source: the annotation of a GenBank genome assembly
AUGGAUCAAUUAAAAAUUGCACAAACUAAACCUACUUUUACCGUAUACCCUAAUAAUACACAAAAAAAAUUUACACAGUAUGAUGAUCUCUCAACUUCAUCCGAACAAGUUUAUUCUCCUGAUUAUUCAUUUGUUGAACAGACAAAUAAUUCUGUUAUUUCAUCAUUUGCUUCGAAAAACAUUCUGUCAAGUGAUGAUUUAAUUAUUUCAUCAUCAUCUCAAAGUACUAAAAAAAAAAAUAAACGACCAUUGAUCGAAAAUAAUUUCUCUAACUAUCGUAAAAAUAAAGAGAGAUUUUAUGUAAAUGCUGCUUUGCAUAUAGGUGGUAAAACAAGUGCACUAGUUCAUGGGAAAAUACAAAGCCUUGUUAGAAAAUAUACUGAAGAAAAAAAAGAAGAAACAGGAAAAAGAACUUCUAAAUGGCCUUACUUUUAUUUAAUGAAUGAAAUUUUUGGAAACCGUGAAAAUGUUCAACCUGAAUCUUUAAUUGAUAGUACUGGAAAGCAUUAUGUUAAUAACGAUGAGAGUUUUGUUCAACACAAAAAAAAGGCAAAAUUAAAUGAUAAUGAAUUAGCUUAUAUAGAAUCUAUAGCGGCUAUUAGUGAAAGUAGAAAAAAAUGGAAUGAGGACCGUGCUAAAAUUGAGCAAUUAGAAAAGAUUAAAGAAAAUGGAAAAAUCGAAUUAGAAAAAUUUAAAUAUGAGUUAGAAGUAAAGACAAGUCAUGAGCUAAAGAUGAAAGAAAUAGAAUUAAAAUUAAAAGAAAUGGAAUUAAAAGAAAUAGAAUUAAAAGAAAUAGAAUUAAAAGAAAUGGAAUUAAAAAAUAAGAAUAGUAAAAAAUAA